CGAAGCUCAACGAUCAUUAGUCAACAUUUUCUCGCUUUUGUCAGAACAAAUCGGAAAAAUGUUGAAGUUCCUGUCUAUUCUGGCUUUGCUGGCUUCGCCAGCCUUGGCCGAUCCCAGACCAGAUAUUGGCGUUCCAGCGACCAUCAGUGGAGUCUCCUUCGGCAGUCUGGACACGACCGGCAACAUCGUAGCCAACGUCGAUCGCAUCCUAUCGAUCCUCAACCAGUUCCAUACGAUCGUUGAAAGCUUGUAUUACGUCGAGACACCCGAGUAUAGCCUGGCCGCCGAAAACUUCCGCUCAGUGAUGGACAGUCUGGUUGAGGGUGGUAGCCCCAUUUUCCAGGGACUGUCCAACUUUGCCAAGGUUUCGUCCGGAGACGCGAAGAGAGCGAUCGGUGCUAUUCAAAGCGAUAUACAGUAUUCUGCUGGAUCGAAUCAGGAGCAUCUGCAGCUGCUGAACCAAACCCGACUAGUGCUUGGAGACAAGACAGCGGAUUAUUUCCGAACCGUGCUGAACCAACUCACCACCAAUCUUGGAAACAUCUCCGCUGUCUUGAACAAUAUCCAAGAGGCGGUCCUUCGCAUACAAGCGCUUGAUACAAAAACUGACGCGGCCAUUAAAGCGCUGGUUCCUACAAACGACAUCAGAGCGUUGAAUGCUGUCCUCAGACAAUAUAUACUGAUAGGAGAUGCUGCCGUUCCGGAGAUUCGAUCGGUUGUGACUCGUAUGCGAUCGGUGGAUAGCUUCCGCUCGCGACUGCAGAGCGUUGUGAACCAACAAAGGUUGUAUUUGAAUUCUACGGUAGAACGUAUAUCCUCGUAUGUACAAGCCAAUGUUGUUGGUCGUGUGAAGAACAGCUUGACUGCAGUACGCGACCAGUUGAUAACACGAAGCUCAAAGGCAGUAGCAGGUCUUUCAGGACUUCAAAUCUACAGUUUGUCUGAUUUGUGGGCUGCCGCCAACGAAACUGCACCGGUACUUAGUUCGUUCGUUACUCGAGUGUCCAGCGGAGUUAAUGUUCUCAUCGGACAAGUAUCGAGACUAGCAGUUGACGGAGAACGUAGCUUCGCGGCUUUGAAGUUCAUCGAGGACGGUUUGUUGAACAGCACCCGCACUAUCGCGCUGGCAAUGACCCAACGCUACCCCAAGGCUGAUACCUGCUUCGCCCAGAACAAUUACGAGUUUGAUAAGAUACCUCGUGCGGUAUAUACUCAGCUCUACAAUUGUCUUUGGGAUACGACCAACGAUCUGACCUCAGCGGCCGUCGACUUCAACUACGUCCUCCAGCUGGCCGUAAUCGAUAUGAACUACGGACUUCUUGGAGUGGAACGAUGCCUCUCGUUGCUGUACCGGAACGCGCCAGAUCUUGUCCAGGUUCAAGCGGCUGCCUGUCUGCGGGAAGUAACAGCAUUCCUUGCCGGUCGCCGCGUGUACGAACAGCAACUAUCGAGCUUCCAGCAGCUCGCCACCAAAGAACCAUUGUACAGCUCUCAACGGUACGAAUUUUGUCUGAGGUCUCCUCAGGGCCAAGGCAUCGCCCAGAUUAAUUACCUGCAAGUAUCGAUCAAUCGUUGUUUGAAUAUUACCGCACCUACAAUCGUGCCGUUCAAAUUCCGUGGCAAGGUUACAAUCCACUUUGGUUAGUGUACGCCUUGGUCAGGUCCUUGCCUAUGAUGAUUCAAUAAAAUUUGCAUUCAUAA
This is a messenger RNA of Toxorhynchites rutilus septentrionalis, 1701 nucleotides long. RefSeq lists its product as uncharacterized. The transcript has a single exon. The record is from RefSeq and is a predicted model, not a curated record. NCBI's taxonomy places the organism in Eukaryota, Metazoa, Arthropoda, Insecta, Diptera, Culicidae. Bases 59 to 1645 code for a protein of 528 amino acids.